UUAAAAGUUCAAUGUGUUUGCGUAUCUGAGAAAAACCAAUUAUGCCCUAAAAACACGAAAACACGGAAACCUUCGACGCCCAAAUCUUCUCCCGUCUACCCCUUUCUCCUCCAUCUUCAAUAUCGCGUUCGCCUCCCUCCAUUCUGCAAAGCUGCCACCGCUCGCUCCCCCUCCACCUCCGGCAGCCUCGCCAGCCCCGCCUCCGCCAGCUUCUGCAGAAAGCAUGAAAUUGGUAGCUACGUAUCCAACACAUGGAAAGUUGGAAACAAUUCUCAUUCGGGCUUAACGACAUAAACACAAGUGAUGUCACCAUUCGUCUGAGAAACACCAAAGGAAGACCCGAAGUGUUCCAUUUGCAUUCAUCAAUCCUCAAAGAUAAAAGCAAAUAUUUUGCAGAUACACUUUCUGAUCCAAAUUGUGGUGAUUCUAUUGAUAUCUACUGCUUAGAUUCCAACUAUGAACACCAUGUUGACCUCUUGAAACGUCUCUAUCUUCCCAAAGAUUCUCUUUUAGAAUCAUGGAAUUCUGUCCACUCUGCUCUUGGUGUUCUUGAAUUAGCGACAGAGUUCAACUGUCACGAAAUCAUUGAAAGCUGUGUUCAGUAUUUAGAAGCUGUCCCAUGGGAAGAUAAAGAAGAAGAAUUAAUCUUGAAAGUAGUUCCUAAACUGGGUCCAUUAGCAAUGCCCGUAUUAGCUAGAGUUGACCCUGUUGACUUUUCCUCUACAAAAAACGUUUUCCUUUCUGCUAUCCGAUUUGCCACCUCAAUUGUUUCUCCAUCCGCUCCAUUUGGCGAUGAGUUGAAAACUUCAGCUCAAGAACAAUUGGAGUACAUGUUAGGCGAUGAUGAUGAAGAGAUCCCUUUAGUCAUAGCAGAUGAAGAAGUCAAAUCAGAGUCAACGAAAGGACUCAUGAACAUUUCUUCUUCAUUUGAAAAAGAGUUGUCUUGUUUACUUUCAGAGACCGAAUAUGAAGUUACAGAGAAGAAAGUAAUGCAGUCACUUUCAGAUCUUGGAUGGAUUUGCAACAUUCUUUCCAAAAUGGACCUCAUGAAAGAGUUUGUUGACCAAUGGAUUGACCUUUCAGAUAGAGUGAUUGGGGUUAUGGAGGACAAGAUAUUGAAAAAUGGAAUGUGGGAUUUGAAAUUGAAGAUUAUAGAGUUAACAGGGAAGGUUUUAGAUGCGGUUGGAUAUGGGAAUGUGAUCAUGCCAGCUGUACGUAGAGUGGAGUUAGUGAAAACAUGGCUUCCUUAUAUCAGAAAGAUGAAACCAGUUCUUGAUUCUAUUGGGGAUAAUGAGAGUGGAUUUCCUUACAAGAUGGAUGAUGAUUUGUGUCAAAGCAUUGAAGGGGCAAUUGUGGCAUUGUUAUCAGCACUUCCAUCGAAUGAUCAGGCUGAUAUUUUAGCAGACUGGAUGAGUGGGGAGCAAGAGCAAGUGAGGUAUCCUGAUUUGAGUGAAGCUUUUGAGAUUUGGUGUUAUAGGACUAAAUCUGCAAAAAGAAGAUUGGUGGAGGGGUUGGAUAGACUUGGUAAAAGUAAAACUACUGUGAGCUUGUGAUCACAAACUGAAACUGGUUGCUAUUGUGGUUGUAAGUUUAUAUCGAUAUGUUGAAAAGGUUACAGAAAGAUUUACUUGUUGAGUUGUUUGCAAUUUCUUGUUGCUAAUUGAAGCCUUUUUUAUCGAGUUCCUGGAUUGUUUCUUAUUAA
This is a messenger RNA of Lactuca sativa (garden lettuce), 1702 nucleotides long. RefSeq names its product BTB/POZ domain-containing protein At3g05675. Gene Ontology annotation, molecular function: protein binding. Lineage: Eukaryota; Viridiplantae; Streptophyta; Magnoliopsida; Asterales; Asteraceae. The record is from RefSeq and is a predicted model, not a curated record.